CAGGGGAAGGAGAAGAAGCCCCGGCGGGUCGGUCUUGUUUGUGUCGGUCGUCGCACGCAGCAACUCUCGCUGUGAAAAUGCGCAUCGAAAAAUGUUAUUUCUGCUCGGGACCAGUGUACCCCGGCCAUGGGGCGAUGUUUGUACGGAACGACUGUAAGACGUUCAGAUUCUGCAGAUCAAAAUGCAUCAGGAACUUCAAGAAGAAGCGUAACCCAAGAAAAACAAGAUGGACCAAAGCAUUCAGAAAGGCGUCAGGGAAGGAGUUGACAGUGGAUAACGCUUUGGAGUUCGAGAAACGCAGAAAUAUACCUGUGAAGUACAACAGGGAUCUGUGGGAGAAGACAGUGGAGGCAAUGAAGAGGGUGGAAGAAAUCAAACAGAAACGACAGGCAAGAUUUAUCAUGAACAGAUUGAAGAAGGGCAAACAGCUGGAGAAGGAGGAGGCCAUCAGCGAAGUGAAGAAAAAUAUUCAUCUUAUCAAAGCACCACAUGCAGGAAAGGCCAAACAGCUGGAAGACAAAAUGGUGCAGAAGUUACAAGAAGACGUGGACAUGGGAGCUGAAGAUAACUAAUCUUAUAUCCAGAGUGGUUUUGUUUAUGUGAUGAACUUGAUAUUGUACUUCUUAUUUGGAGUGAAAUUUUCCAAAUGGCUGAUGGACACAAUUUUUGCAUUCAGUUUUAAAUUUCCGUACAAGCAUCGAAAGCAUUGACCCAAGAAAUAUCUCUGAAGCAGCAAAUAACGACACAUCUCCUGCUUAAUUCUUUUCCCCCCAAGUGAUGAUUGGGGCUGUAAAGAAUUGACAUAUAAUGUAUUACAAUAAUGCAGAUGUUAACCAACAAAAAAUUAAAGGACAUCUUUUUGAAAUUG
Messenger RNA from Larimichthys crocea (large yellow croaker), 868 nucleotides. It is a transcript of the gene rsl24d1, whose product is annotated as ribosomal L24 domain containing 1. NCBI's taxonomy places the organism in Eukaryota, Metazoa, Chordata, Actinopteri, Sciaenidae. Gene Ontology annotation, biological process: ribosomal large subunit biogenesis. The record is from RefSeq and is a predicted model, not a curated record. Bases 78 to 572 code for a protein of 164 amino acids. Gene Ontology annotation, molecular function: structural constituent of ribosome. The transcript is spliced from 6 exons. Gene Ontology annotation, cellular component: nucleolus.